This is a messenger RNA of Phyllostomus discolor (pale spear-nosed bat), 2920 nucleotides long. RefSeq names its product microtubule associated protein 10 (gene MAP10). The transcript has 2 exons. Gene Ontology annotation, molecular function: microtubule binding. The coding region runs from base 27 to 2696 and encodes 889 amino acids. The record is from RefSeq and is a predicted model, not a curated record. Lineage: Eukaryota; Metazoa; Chordata; Mammalia; Chiroptera; Phyllostomidae. Gene Ontology annotation, cellular component: mitotic spindle midzone; centrosome; midbody. Gene Ontology annotation, biological process: positive regulation of cytokinesis; mitotic spindle midzone assembly; cytoplasmic microtubule organization.
GCGGCAGCGUCUCCCGGGCAACAGCAAUGGCGGCCCCCUUGUCCGAGCGGCUCUUCUCAUUGGAGCUGCUUGUAGACUGGGUGCGUCUGGAAGCCGGACUGUCGGUGCCGCCGCGGCCGACCGUAGUCGAGGCGGAGGAGGAGCUGGACCAGGAGGAGGGGGCAUCGCCGCCGCCUCCAUCGCGCUCCCUGUGCCCCGCCGUGGCCUUCCGCCUGCUGGACUUCCCCACGCUGCUGAUUUACCCUCACGGGGGCCCCGCCACGCCCGCCCCGGAGCCCCGGCCCGGCCUGCUCCGCUUCGGUCGCGGCAAGUCCUGCCUCUUCCGCCUUCCCCCCGCCACCCUGCGCCGCCGGCUCCUGGAGACUCCGCUUUACUCGUUGCUGCUUCAGCUGCCCCCGGGACGGCCCACUCCUGCCCCGCAGCUCCUGGGCACCUGCAGCAUCUCGCUGGCCGCUGCAGCCCGCGAGGUCCUGGGUCCAGUCGCCUCUGGCUGCUCCCACGGCCAUCGAGGAAAUUUCCCUCUGCAUAACCAUGUGGGGGAGCGCAUUGGGGACAUUUCGCUGACCUACCGCCUGACUGACCUGGGGAGCAGUUUGCUGGGCCAUCUGCGGCGGCCCAUCACUUACACAGAAGGCGGAGAAGAGGGUGCAGAGGCGUGGGAGGCAGCGGCGGUCUGGUCCCAAGCCCAGCAGGAAAAGCAGCUGCGGCAGCUAGACUCACACCCAAGCCCAAGAGAGACUGAUAGGACUCUGUGGAGUUUAAAUCCCCCAAAGGCCCAGAAGGAUUGGAAAGAAACAGUUUUCCACAGUAAGGCCAACUCUGAUAACAUGGGUCUUAUGGAGAAUGGCAAAACCAGCCCUGUUUGUUCAAAUGAGAGUGGUGUGGGGCGUGUGAGCUCCCCAGAUCAGGAAGUGUCCGAGUUGGACCUUGAAACGAACACAUUUUGCCCCCCUCCUCUGUAUUACACUCACAUGACCCAAGAAAAGAGGCUUCCUUUACAGGGUAAAAUCACCAUUAAGCCUCAAAUGCAUGUACCUGAGGAGCUGGAUGGUACUUUUCUGGAAGAAAAACUCAUAAAUCCCACAACACCUAUUAAUCUUCUAAAACAUACAUCUUCUGCAGCAGAACGUGAGAGUCCUGCAGUGCUUAGUCCUCCACAUGUUCAGGAUAUAGCAGCAAGUAAUCCAAAUACAUGUCACCCUGACACUGAGCCAGGUAGAAUUAACGCAAUAAGGCAGUUGCCCUUGUUAAACGCGUUGUUGGUUGAGUUGUCCUUGCUGUACAACCAACCUGUGGCAAGUCCUACUCAUAUACACCCUCACUUAGCCUGGUUAUACAGACCUGAGGAUAAGAAGUUGCCAGAACCUUCUGCCAAAUCCACAGGCAAAUCCGAAUCAAAGAAAGAUAAGCUUUCUGUGGGGGAAAAUGAGAAAUCACUGAGUCUGCCGUGUAAAAAGAACCAGGUCGAAAAUCUCAGGAAAGGUAAAUAUUUUGAAAAGAACAAUGAGGCCCCUGAAAAAAGAGGUCCAAGGGGGAAGCUAUUCUAUGGCUUAACAAAUACACUCAAACUCCGUUUAAAGCAGACAAAUCCUGGUAUGUUGGUGGUGCAUGAAAAGAGAGAACAGUAUAGAAAGAUGCAAACACAAAUGUUAGAUACAAAACUCAGAAUUCCAUUCUCCAAAGUUAAAAUAUCGAACUUUGCAGAACAGCACGAGAAGCCACGUCAACUGCCUAAAGAAAAGGGUUUAGAUUCAGAUACAUCUUUUGCUAAAAAUAGUGAUUCCUCAAAGCCAAUCAGUGGGGUUAUUGAUGACCCCAGCACAACUAAAGAAACUGAACUGAAAUGUGCAACUGAAAAGACAGUUAGCUGUAGAGACAACAGAACCAGCAAUGGUUCAUUGGAAAAAAUUGUGAGUCCUGCAGAUUCUAUUAUGCAAGAAAGAUUUGCUCAUCUAAAUAUUUUGGAAGAAAAAGUGGAAAUAGAUAAGAAGCAGGUCAAAACUACUGGUGAUGACACUCUCGCUGCAGAUGUGAGUGGCGGUAAGCCAAGGAAAAAUAGUUGCUCUGAAAGCAUCUCAGAACUAAAAUACUCAGAUGACUUCACCAGCCCUUGCUAUUCUGAAGAUUUUUAUACUUCUGAGGACACCAGCAGAAUUUUGCAGGCUCACGAUGGAAGUCCAGGGGCAGAAAACCCAACACGUAGUCAACAUACAAGCAAGUCUAGUGAAGCGAGAGUGUACAUAAGGAGAAACAGCAGUGAAAGGAGUUUUGUUCUCAGCCCGCCUUUUUCAGCUGGAUCGCCAGUGUACUCAUCGAAAAGAGCUCCUAUUUCAAAGCCUCGGGAUGAAAGUUUGGAAGAAGCAUCCACUGUCUCUACCGAUGACUUGUCUUCAUACUGGACUGAGGAGAAAGAAAACCAGGUAGACCGAGCUAGUAUGCAUCAUUCUAAAGUCAGGAAGAGGGGUCAAGACCUCUCUAUUAAACUUAAAACACCAACUGAUUGCACGUCUUUAGAGAAAAGCCAGUCAACUCGGACUUCUCAGGUGAGUUCCUACCUGCCAUCCAACCUGUCGGAACACAGUAAAUCGGACCACUGUGAAGAAGACAGCGAUGAGAUUGGCUCCCUAAGCAUUUCCAAGCAAUGCAAAGAUAUUUGUGAGCUAGUAAUAAACAAACUUCCAGGAUAUACAGUGUAAAACUGUUCUUUUAAACAUGGUUAACGUUUUACAACCCUUGUGUAUAGUUAGUGAAACAAUUUUUAAUAACUUUUUACAUUACUUUUAUUCCAUUAAAAAUGGGAACGGUGUUUUUGAUUUUUAGUGUUCCACAUUAAAUCAGCCGGUAUUGAUCAUGAAAUUACCUUCACCUAGGUGAGAUCUAAGUUGUUUAAUUGUGUAAAAAUAAAAGUGUCUCUCUUCCU